GUCCUCCAUGAAAAAGCAUUGCAGUACGGCGCACGCACACUGCAAGAAUAUCAAAACGCAACAAAAAUAUCACCGCCUCAGCAGUUCUUUUGCCUCCACUCAUAUUCCUGUGAAAAUUUCUCCCAACCCAAGAUUUCCGCUCGAGAACUGAAGUAAAAGCCCUACCAUUCUCUGGUUGUCGUAGGAAAAAAAAAAUUAAGCACUAAGAUUUUCAUGCAGUUGAAAUAUGGCACAUGAUACACGAUCUAGUCGGAAAAUCAAGGAUGAUGAGAAUAACAAUUCAAACGGGAGGCAAAUUAGUAGUAAAGGAUUAAGUACUUCAGGUUCUGGAGCAUCAGAUACAUCUGGCUUAAGGAGGUCUUCCAGAGAAACAUCAUUGAAGAAAAACAUAACUCUGAGCCCUUCUAGUACUAGGAAGUCUGAAAGACUUGAGAAAAAAAUGCCUGAAACUCCUCUAUUCAAGAGGAAAUCUGAGAGAUUUGAGAAGAAGUUGACUCCAAGUCCUUUGAGGAGAUCAGAUAGAGCCAAGAAUCACUCAUCAACUUCUUCUGGGUCUAAAAGAUCUGAUAAAAGCUCAGGUUCAUCAUUGGCAAAGCGGAAAACGGAAAAGAAAGAGAAGAGUGUGAAAGAAUUGACAUUGGGUACUAGAGAAGUUAGCAAAAGUGAGAAACAGAAUGUAGGACCUUGUCAUGGAAAAAAUAAGAUAAGAAAUGCUCGAGCUUAUAAGAAACUCUUCACAAAACUUAGAAAGAAGCUUCAAGCACGAGAUCAUAGCGAGAAGCAGAGCAGGCAGAAUAAAGUCUCUCAGGGAGGUAGCAAUGCUUGUGGAAGUGAGAUUGAGGGGCUUGGUAAAGGCGUUGAGGAACUGAAUGAAGAAUUUGUUGGGAGAGUUCAUGAUGGAUCUUUGGUGGGAUCUGAUUCCAAUGUAAAUAAAUUAACAAAAGAAACAUGGGAAGAUAAUCCCGGAGUGGAUUUGUCCCAUUCAAGCCCUAGGCCUAGCUGCUUGGAGGAAGCUUCUAAGUUCAAAGAUGGUGAUGGCUUAGAAAUUCGUGAUCAACGCCCACUGUCAUCAUCUUAUAAUGCCAUGACGGAAGAGCUCAAUGAUGCACCUAAAAGGGUACAUGUAGAAUGCUCUGCAAUGGAAAAGUUGAAGAUGCCAGAGUUGACAUGUUCUACAUUCAAUGAAAGGUUACAUGAUGUCUUCAUUGCCUCAGAAAUUGGUCACAGGGUCAUACCUUCAAAGAGGAAAAGGAACGUGGCAGUGGGGGAUUCUGAUUCUCCAGUUAAUGCAAGUAAAGAUGUCUGCACCUUGACUGCUGAUGCUGUCUCUUUGUUGCCAUCUGGGUCCACAGAAGAUGUUUCUGUUGAGACGUGCGGUGCAUGUUUUAAGCGACAAAGGUAUUGCUAUUCACAACAAAGUAGUCUUUUCAUCUCCUUUUCUGCUGGUAGUGGUUUCCAAAAGAAUUUACAUCAACCAUUGAAUUAA
Messenger RNA from Prunus dulcis (almond), 1486 nucleotides. RefSeq lists its product as uncharacterized. The record is from RefSeq and is a predicted model, not a curated record. The transcript has 3 exons. Gene Ontology annotation, biological process: heterochromatin formation. Lineage: Eukaryota; Viridiplantae; Streptophyta; Magnoliopsida; Rosales; Rosaceae. The coding region runs from base 227 to 1486 and encodes 419 amino acids.